Molecule: messenger RNA, 2968 nt
Organism: Symphalangus syndactylus (siamang)
Lineage: Eukaryota; Metazoa; Chordata; Mammalia; Primates; Hylobatidae
Gene: SPSB4
Product: splA/ryanodine receptor domain and SOCS box containing 4
Biological process (GO): proteasome-mediated ubiquitin-dependent protein catabolic process; intracellular signal transduction
Cellular component (GO): SCF ubiquitin ligase complex
Molecular function (GO): protein binding
Source: RefSeq, a predicted model, not a curated record
AGAUCGGCUUUCAGCUGCAGCCUCCGGGCCGGCCGGGAAGGCGGGGAGCGGGCGGCGGCGGAGGAGGAGGGGGAGGUGACGGCGGCUGCAGCAUCCAGAGCCGGCCGUGGCGGCCGGCGCGCCCCGCGCACAAAGGCACCCAGCCCCAGGGGAGGGCGAUGAACACACCACAUUCCAGGCCCGGGCCCCAGCUGCUGCUACCUCUGCGUGCGCUCAGGGCGCUGAGGAAGACGCCCGGCGCGCCUGGGGCCGGCAGCCGAGGCGCGGCCCGUGCGCCCUGAGAGCGGGACUCGUCGCUCUCCGGGUUAGGCGCCAAGCUUCCAAGCGGCUAGAGCGCGGGCCUUGGAGCGCCCCCAGGGUCGCUUCAGUAAGGCGCUUCCCCACCCCAGGCCCGACCCCAGGCGCCUGAGCGCCAACUUCGCCAAGAACGCUCCUAACUCCAGGCCAUCCUGCAGCGCAGAGGGGGCGCUGCUGCCGGGCAUCAGCCGUGAGGACGCGCCCCUGGCCGUGCGGAGAGAGCCGGCAUUUGCGGGUCACUAGGGCGCCCCUGAGUGGGCGGCGGCGGCAGCAGACGCCUCUCCCGGGAGUCCAGGACCUGCCAGCGCUGGGGAUUCUUCCCGAACAGGCGCUUGCCCUCUCUUUUAUGGAGCUUGGGCCCCUGCCGCAGCCCGGUAGAGGCUGUGGAGGUCUACCGUCCGCAAGCCUGGUUCCCAGCCCCGUGGCCCAUUCCUGGCUACGGGGAGUGGAGGCUCCCACGAGGUAGCGGUGGCCUGCAGCGGCCACCUCCCCGCAGUGAAGCAUGGGCCAGAAGCUCUCGGGGAGCCUCAAGUCGGUGGAGGUGCGAGAGCCGGCGCUGCGGCCGGCCAAGCGGGAGCUGCGGAGUGCAGAGCCCGGGCGGCCGGCGCGGCUGGACCAGCUGUUGGACAUGCCGUCGGCGGGGCUGGCUGUGCAGCUGCGGCACGCGUGGAACCCCGAGGACCGCUCGCUCAACGUCUUCGUCAAGGACGACGACCGGCUCACCUUCCACCGGCACCCCGUGGCCCAGAGCACCGACGGCAUCCGCGGCAAGGUGGGCCACGCCCGCGGCCUGCACGCCUGGCAGAUCGACUGGCCGGCUCGGCAGCGCGGCACCCAUGCUGUAGUUGGUGUGGCCACGGCCCGUGCUCCCCUGCACUCUGUGGGCUACACGGCGCUGGUAGGCAGUGACGCCGAGUCGUGGGGCUGGGACCUGGGCCGCAGCCGCCUCUACCACGACGGCAAGAACCAGCCCGGCGUGGCCUACCCGGCCUUCCUGGGGCCCGACGAGGCCUUUGCGCUGCCCGACUCGCUGCUCGUGGUACUGGACAUGGAUGAGGGCACACUCAGCUUCAUCGUGGACGGCCAGUACCUGGGCGUGGCCUUCCGAGGUCUCAAGGGCAAGAAGCUGUACCCGGUGGUGAGUGCCGUGUGGGGCCACUGCGAAGUCACCAUGCGCUACAUCAACGGCCUUGACCCCGAGCCCCUGCCACUGAUGGACCUGUGCCGGAGAUCCGUCCGCUCGGCCCUGGGCCGCCAGCGCCUGCAGGACAUCAGCUCCCUGCCCCUGCCUCAGUCUCUCAAAAACUAUCUGCAGUACCAGUGAGCCGAGCCUGAUGGGCAGCACACACACAGACACAGACACACAUCGCAGGGCCCGGCCCGCCUGUCAUUCACAGUCCCAUGGCACAUAGGGGAAAGGAUCUACCCUUCUCCUGGCUCCCCAGGACACUCAGUUCUUUCAAAGACCAGAAUGUAGUACCAGCUUUGGAAACGAAAGGUCUCUUGCCAACAGUAUCUACUGCCCUCGCGGCAGCCCUCCCAAGAGCCCUCCUUCGGAGCCACAGAGAGCCUGGAGUCUGCACCUCCUGGAAAUCCUGCCACCAACCAGAACACAGCAGCCACCAUAUUGAUCAGAGAACCUGUUUCCUUAUUCAAGAGAAUGAAUAAAACAUUUAGGCAGGAGACUUUCUAUUGUGUGCCCCAUUGCAGACAGGGCCAGGGAGAAGUUAGCCAGUGCAGGGAGAAAAUUGCCUCUGAAUAAUGAAUGAUGAAAGCAGCCUGAUGCCGUGCCCCUCCUGGCCCACACCCCUUGCCAGGGCAGCAGGAUUGUCACACCGUUUUAGGACUUUGUGCCACUUUGAGAGACUGUUUCCAGGAGGCCCAACCGCAGACCUGGCAAGUGGACAGUGCAGUGUGGAGACACCUUCCGGCUUACCUCUUUGAACGUUGUUUACCUACCCCUUUCCACGUGCCCCCCUUCCCAGCCACUGACUCACAGUUUUCUGGAUGCCCAGACACCUCUGUUCAGGGAAGAUGAGUCUGACUGGUUUGCCCCAGGGAAGAGUGUAUCCUUACCAUUAUUUUAAGUAGCAUUUGCAUUUUAAAAGAGGAAUGUGGAGAGGACAGUACUUAGUCCAAAGGUGCUAACGGGGGAACUGGGGGCAUUGUGACACCCAAGUCUGAUGUGUCCUGGGUUGGGAGGCCUUCCUGGAGUGUCAGGGUCUCUGGGCAACGUCCAUUCAGGGUGUGGCAUGGCUGUCACAAAGCUUUAUUUGAGCAAAUUAUUUUUUCACUUGAGGAGACUUCUGCGAGUUUGUUUCCUGUUUCAAAUGUGUGUGUGAUGUGCUCUUUAUUUAUCAGCUUGAGGUCUGUGGGGGCAGCCUUGUGACUGGAAGGGUGGAUAUGGGAGACACAUUCUCUACCUGCUCCGAUCCUGGUCCUCUCGCAGGAAUGCUGCUGCUCCCUCCACCACCACUGCUGCCACCACCUCUUAUAUGUUUCAGACACUCUCUGCCCAGACUCAUUUUUAACUGGAAAUCAUCACAGCAGUGGGAUAUCAGAGCCCCAGACAGCACUGCCUCUCCCUGCCCGCCCCACUGUCCCCACCUUAAUGUGAAUUUGACUGAUGAAUGAGGAGCGUUUCUAAUAAAGUUUGUCAUUCAGUCCUUCA